This is a messenger RNA of Morchella importuna, 1422 nucleotides long. RefSeq lists its product as uncharacterized. The record is from RefSeq and is a predicted model, not a curated record. Gene Ontology annotation, biological process: poly(A)+ mRNA export from nucleus. NCBI's taxonomy places the organism in Eukaryota, Fungi, Ascomycota, Pezizomycetes, Pezizales, Morchellaceae. Bases 1 to 1422 code for a protein of 473 amino acids. Gene Ontology annotation, cellular component: nucleus. The transcript has a single exon.
AUGAAAGAUUAUACCGAUUUGACCAAACUCGAACUCAUCGAGCUGCUUAGAAACCGCGGCCUCUCGCUUCUCGGAGUGAAAGAUGCUCUCAUCAGUCGCCUAGAGGAGUAUGAUCACACUCAUGAUCCAUCCCCAUCACCACAGCUUCAUAAUUCUCCUGCCAUUUCCAGGCUAGAAAGACCAAAGCCAACUACAACCCCUCAGCUUCCGGUCUCGGAUACUCACAUCAGUCGUUCAUCGCUCUUCUCCAACGAUAUCCUUACCAGUGAUGAGGGGGACUACGCCAAUUGGGAGAAAACCUAUGGCGAUGUAGCACUGAAGACUAGCAAAACUCCUGACCCCGAAUCCAAAAAGCCCCCUGCACCAAGGUCUGGGCCGGUCCCCAAGGUUUCUUUCAGUAUCCCAAAGUCAGAGUUAUCUACUUCUGUUUUUUCUGAAUCGGACACUACUACUGACAAGAACCCCUCCGAAACCGAAACGACAGCUACUGUUCCUGGCUCCCUUCCUAUCGACAGAGUCACUAAAACUGGUUUCAAAUACAAAUCCCUUGCGGCGGAGUUCUACCCAGCACAAGAAAAGACUAUCAAUCCAUCCACCAAGCCUUUUUCAAUUGCGCUUCCUCCUACGUCUACCAUUACAAUCCACCCUGGCGCCUCUACUGGUAAUAUUGUCACCAUGAGUCCCAGUGAUCUUGUUUCUGCCGGCAGUGCUGCUUCUUCCGCAACACUCGAUCACCUUAAAAUUUCCCCAACCACUACCAUCACGUCCAUCGUUGAAGAGAUAAACGCAGUUGCAACCACUGGCGUUACGAGCAGUCUCUCUAAAAAAGACGGAGACUUCAAACCCCGCACUGAAUCAGUAUCCUUUAAGACUACCAAGUCCGGAUUUAAGUUCAACUCGAUUGCGUCACUUUUUCCUGAAGCCAAGGCAUCUACCAAAUCGUCAAAGUCAAAUGGCCAUCCAAUCAAAGCCCAUUCUUCUUUUCAACCCACAGAUACCCUUACAGUCUCAGCAAAGCAAAAUCCUACCAGGGAAAUAGCCGCUAGUGCAGCCCCAAGCUCUAUGCCGACCCUUGUGCGCAUAGCCAAACUCAGUGAGGCCGAAAAGCUUUCCUUGCGCGCAAAGCGUUUCGGCAUCCCUCAAAAGGAUGAACUCCCUGUCACCACAAAGGCCAGGCGAGAGGGCCGUUUUGGGGUUGCAGAACUUGUCGACAACUACGAAAGGAUCAAGGAUCGUGGAAGAAACCAUAAGUCCGAGAAAGAGAAGGAAAAGGAGAAGGAACGGGAGAAAAGGGGGGAGGGGAGAGGGAUAAUAGGAGGAGGAUUUCUGGCGGCAAGAGGGCUAGAUACGAAGAUGAGAACGAUAUCUACCACGACCGUGAGUACAGGGCUGUUCGCCAGCGGCAGUCUCGCUCAAGCAUGA